Emys orbicularis (European pond turtle) is the source of this 583-nucleotide messenger RNA. RefSeq names its product NADH:ubiquinone oxidoreductase subunit A5 (gene NDUFA5). Gene Ontology annotation, biological process: respiratory electron transport chain. The record is from RefSeq and is a predicted model, not a curated record. The transcript is spliced from 5 exons. The coding region runs from base 118 to 468 and encodes 116 amino acids. Lineage: Eukaryota; Metazoa; Chordata; Testudines; Emydidae.
UUCCACCGGCUUGUCCUCUAACCAACAGCCAAAGCCUCGCUUAUAUUACGAGGCGCAUGCGCGUUUUUGCUCCGUCCUAGGCGGUUGGACUAGGUGCUGUACCGCUUGCCCGCAGCCAUGGCCGGGGCGCUGAGGAAGACCACUGGGCUCGUGGGAGUAGCUGUAGCUGAGAAUCCUCACGAGCACCUGAGGAUACUGUAUACAAAAAUUCUCGCUGCUCUGCAGGACAUCCCCAAAGAUGCAGCAUAUAGGAAAUACACUGAACAGAUUGUAAACGAGCGGUUCAACAUGGUGGUAACAGAACCUAAUGUGCAAAAACUAGAAGACAAAAUGAAAAGUGGUCAGAUAGAAGAAGUGAUAAUACAGGCUGAAAGUGAGCUCUCUCUGGCAAGAAAAAUGGCACAGUGGAAACCAUGGGAGCCUUUAGUUGAAGAACCUCCUACUGACCAAUGGCGAUGGCCAAUAUAAUAGUCAGCGUUAUGUCUGUAACUACUUGAGAAUUGAAAAAAACACUUAAUUAAAUAUUAGUAUCAUGUUACUGAAAAUUGUUUGUCUUUAAAUUAAAGAAAAUAGCUUUUGUAUA